AUGUUAGACAACCGAGAUGGAAUCGGUGAUGAAUUUCAUACAAAUUGGAGUGGUUAUGCUACUGAAUUUAAAAGUGCUAGACAACCUAUAGAUAAUGAAGUACAAUUUUAUAGAUUUGGUGGUAGACCAUAUGUUCCUUAUACUCCUCUUGCUGGUAGUGGUGGAGAUAAUAAAGAAGAGGAAAAGAAAGAGGAACCUCAAAAACAAUAUAACGAGAAUAAUUGGGAACCCAUGAAAAUAUAUGAUCCUCGUACUGGAAAAAUGCGGAUAUUAAAUACUUUACAAGAAUAUCUUGAUUAUCGAUUACAAAAUAAACUCGAUCAACAAGGUGUUAAUGAUAUGAUUAAUAAGUUACUUGAGGGUAUUCGUUAUAAAAUUGAAGAUGGUAAAUUAGUUGAAACUGGAGAAGAUAAAGUUGAAGCUGGUAAAUUGUUAUAUGAUCCUUAUUUUAAUACAAAUCCUAUUUGGAAUCAACGUAGAGAGAGAUAUGAUCAAUAUAUUCCUAAUAUUAUUACAUAUGAUGAUUAUAGUCAUGAAAUUGAUAAAAAGAUUAAGUAUCUUAGACGCGAGAAUAAAAAUAUUAAAGAGCAAAUAAAAGCUGGAGGUCUUCAACGUCAAGAAAUUAAUCGGAUGGUUAGAGAAAAUCAGAGACGUAUUGAAGCACUUGAAAAGGAGAAUAUUGAUUUAAAACGUAAUCAACAACAGUUUGUUACUAAAGAAGAUUUGAGGUCUUAUAAUAUAUUUCUUCGACAUCGUUUUGGUUAUUCUGAAAGAUUACUUGAAGAGAUGACUACUAUACUUAAUGAUAUGAGACCAGUUGUUUCUCGUAUACCUGAAUUUGAGAAAUUACUUGGUCAAUAUGGUAAUGAUAUUAAUAAUGUAUAUGGAACAAUUGGAAAAAUGAAUGAAGAAAUUGAAAAGAGUUAUAAAACUAUGAAUGCUCGUGAUCGUAUGUAUAAUGCUGGUUUGAAUGCUCUUUCUAAUGCUAUUUAUGUUUCUAAAAAUGAGCAACGUAUUAUGCAGACUCUUAUUAAUGGUAUUAUUGCUGGUAUAAAUGAAAUGAGAGUUAAUCAACCUGAUUUAUAUAAAUCUGAAAUUAAUAAUAUUAACAAUUUUUUGAAUAGGCUUAAUUUACGUAUUGAUCAAAGUAAUGAACGUAUUAAAGUAUUGGAAGAUGAAAAUAAAACAUAUGCUAGUGAUUUUGAUUAUUUAGAGAAAAAUUUUCCUCAGAUUGAUAGGAAAAUGAGUCAGGAAGUUUUUAAACAAGAAACUGAUCAAGUUACAUUUAAUAAAUGGAAGCUUAUUAGUGAUAUAACAAAGUUAAUGGGUAAUAGAUUUUAUAUUAAUGAAAAUCAAGUUGCUCAAUAUAUUAGAAGUAUAUCUGAUCCUGCUAUGCGUGCUGGAGCUAAACGACGUUUUGAUGCUAAGUUUGGUGCUAUUGCUAGUAAUAUUAGAAAAUAUAAUGAAGGAAGGAUGCGAGAUAUGUCACCCGUUAUUAAUUUGAUUGCUGAUAUACAAGAAGAAGUUGGUAGAGGUAAUGAAUUAGCUAAUGCCGCUUUUAAUGUUUUAGGUGGUAUUAAUCCUAGUAGAGGUGAUGGAGGAAGUGGAACUGCUUCUGUAUUAGUUCCUGUUGCUACUCGUGUACGUGAUGUUAAACUUGAAAGACCUUCAUUUGUAAAUGAUCCUACAAUAAUCAAAAAAUUAAAUAAAUUAUAUGAAAAAUUCCCCAGAGUUGUUAAACAAUUUGCUAGAAAUCGUCCUCUUGAAUAUGGUCCUAAUCGUCAUUUCUUUGAACAAUUACAAAAAAGAGUUGAUGUUGCAAAGAGUAUAUUUGUUGAUCAUGAUUAUACUAUUCCUAUUAACAGUGUUGGAGUUGGAAAUUUUAUUGAUAGUUUUACUGAUUUUAUAAAUAAAUUAAAUAAUAAUACUUACAAUUUGAAUGAUUUAUUACAGUCUUCUAAUGUUCUUGAUAAGGAUAUUGAUAAAAUGAAGAUUGAAUAUGAUACAAAUCGUGAUAUUGAUCAACAAUUAAUAUAUAAUAAGGCUAUUCAACUUAAUGAUACUACUCCGGAAAGACUUGAUAAUGCUUUUAGGAAUGUUAUUACAAGGAGAUAUAUUGAUGAAUAUUAUAGUGCUGAUAAACGUUUAUUAAGUAAUAAUCAAAUGCAAGGUAUAGUUGCAAAUGUUGUUGGUGGUGAUGUUGAAUCUAUUGAAAAGAAAACAAGAAAUGCUAGUAAAGGAAAUAAAAAAUACGAUGUUAAAUUUAUGCGUGUGGAUGUUGAUAAAUCUCUUUUGAAAGGAAAUGUUGUUGAAGAAUUGAAACCGGGUAAGUAUCAUGUUAAACUUGGAAAGAAAUUUCCUGUUGAACCUUAUGAUUUUACUGAUGCUCAAAUAGCUAGUUUGGUUCAAGAACAAAUUGCAAAUGAACGUCUUGAAGAAGAUCGUCGUAAGUUACUUGAAUAUACUGAUACUCGUACUGUUAGUCAUAAGACUGUAGAUGGUAGUCCUUAUGAUCCUUCUCAGAGUAGUUCUAUUGAAAGUAUUAAAGAAAUUAAGAAAAGGAAAAAGAAAUUUAAUUAA
Molecule: messenger RNA, 2580 nt
Organism: Entamoeba dispar SAW760
Lineage: Eukaryota; Evosea; Mastigamoebida; Endamoebidae
Exons: 2
Coding region: 1-2580 (859 amino acids)
Source: RefSeq, a predicted model, not a curated record